Messenger RNA from Medicago truncatula (barrel medic), 1515 nucleotides. Its product is annotated as GDSL esterase/lipase At2g04570. The record is from RefSeq and is a predicted model, not a curated record. Lineage: Eukaryota; Viridiplantae; Streptophyta; Magnoliopsida; Fabales; Fabaceae. Bases 178 to 1245 code for a protein of 355 amino acids. Gene Ontology annotation, molecular function: hydrolase activity, acting on ester bonds. The transcript has 3 exons.
UUGUGCUAGUAUUGUCUAUACAAUUUAUGGUUCCCAACAACUUAUUCACCCGAAUUUCAAAAGAUCAAACUUCCAUAAAUAAGUAGUAUACUCCUAACCAAUAUUUAUUUCUUCACAAGUCCACCUCUUUAACACACACUCCAUACUCACGUACGUAUACUCAAAAAUUAACACAACAUGGAAUUUCAAUCAAAGCUACUUGCAUUAUGCUCCUUGCACAUUUUGUGCCUCCUAUUGUUUCAUUUGAACAAGGUAAGUGCAAAGGUUCCGGCAAUAAUCGUGUUCGGAGACUCUUCCGUUGAUGCCGGGAAUAACAACUUCAUUCCGACGGUUGCACGGAGCAAUUUUCAGCCGUAUGGACGUGACUUUCAAGGCGGAAAAGCGACCGGAAGAUUCUCAAAUGGGAGAAUACCAACCGAUUUCAUAGCAGAAUCUUUUGGUAUAAAAGAAUCUGUGCCUGCUUACUUGGAUCCCAAGUAUAAUAUUUCAGAUUUUGCAACUGGGGUCAGUUUUGCUUCUGCUGCUACUGGUUAUGAUAAUGCAACUUCAGAUGUACUUUCUGUGAUACCAUUAUGGAAGCAAUUAGAGUACUACAAGGACUACCAAAAGAAUCUAAGUUCAUAUCUUGGUGAAGCCAAAGCAAAAGAGACCAUAUCCGAAUCAGUACACCUUAUGAGUAUGGGAACAAACGAUUUCCUAGAGAAUUACUAUACCAUGCCAGGAAGGGCAUCACAAUACACACCUCAACAGUACCAAACUUUUCUUGCUGGAAUAGCUGAGAAUUUCAUAAGGAAUCUAUAUGCUCUUGGUGCUAGGAAGAUUUCUCUAGGAGGGUUACCUCCAAUGGGAUGCUUGCCAUUGGAGAGAACUACAAAUUUUAUGGGCCAGAAUGGUUGUGUUGCCAACUUUAAUAACAUAGCACUUGAGUUCAAUGAUAAGCUCAAGAAUAUUACCACUAAGCUCAAUCAGGAGCUCCCUGAUAUGAAAUUGGUGUUUUCAAAUCCCUAUUACAUUAUGUUGCACAUCAUAAAAAAACCUGACCUCUAUGGGUUUGAAUCAGCCUCAGUGGCAUGUUGUGCUACUGGAAUGUUUGAGAUGGGUUAUGCAUGCAGCAGGGGCAGCAUGUUCAGUUGCACAGAUGCUUCAAAGUUUGUCUUUUGGGACUCUUUCCAUCCCACAGAGAAAACAAAUAACAUUGUUGCAAAGUAUGUGGUGGAGCAUGUGUUAGCUCAAUUUUUAGAAUAAAUAGUACUACUACUUGUGGAAUUUUAUAUAUUGUGAUCUCACCACUUUUGCACAUUCACCAUAAAGGCUUUCUAUCUGUGGUUGCAUGUCGAUGUGUGUGUAUAGAUAUAUUUAUAUAUGUCAGAAUGUUAAUACAGCACUUUUAUCAUAAAGUAUGCUGAUAUUUAGAAUAUAAGUCAUUUUGUUUGGACUAAUAUAUAAGUUUUCCUUUGUGUAUUCGUCUUCAAAUAUUUGUUCUAUUAUAUGAGCAGCAUGUUGUGUUCACGUUUA